This is a messenger RNA of Drosophila biarmipes, 1813 nucleotides long. RefSeq lists its product as uncharacterized. Bases 338 to 1705 code for a protein of 455 amino acids. The transcript has 3 exons. NCBI's taxonomy places the organism in Eukaryota, Metazoa, Arthropoda, Insecta, Diptera, Drosophilidae. The record is from RefSeq and is a predicted model, not a curated record.
GUCAGCUGUGCCGCCAUUCAGAAGACCAAGUGAUCUGCGAUGUGAUCCGCUGGUGAUCCAAUCCAAGGCCUUUAAUGGCUCUCUGGGAUCUUAUCGCCCGGGCAGGCUACGAGUAUCUCGAUGAAUUUCACCAAGGCCGAUUGCCCCGCCCCAGGGGCUCCACUAUAUAAGACUCCCCAGCUGGCCCCCAAACAGUCUUGCCGAGAUCACCAAUAUCGUAGUAACUGGUGGGUGGGAUACAUUUAUCGGGGACCGGGGAUCGGGGUCAGGACAACGACCCGUCCGCGAAAGCAAUCAACUGCAAUUGAAACUCUCAUUCGCAAUUCGCCAGGGCAAAAUGUCGACGCAGCAAGAGCAGUUGGACUACAUCGAGCGGAAUCUCGUGUAUGAGAUCUACAAGUACUUCGGAUCGGGCGUCUCGCUGGCGGGCCACCGAGUGGAGUGCUCCAAUGGGGUGGACGGGUUCAUGUCCGCCCUGUACACGGUGGAGCUGGAUCUGGUGGUCGCCGAGCGCCAGCGGACGGAGAUCGUGCUGGUCAAGUUUAUGAAGAGCACGGAGUUGUACCGCGAGCAGAGCAACUCGUACAUCCAGUUCGCCAACGAGGUGUUCGCCUACUCCGAGAUCCUGCCCGCCUACGAGCACCUGCUGCGGACGAGUCACCUAGCCAGCGAGGUGGUGGCCAACUGGGUGCCGCGCUGCUACUUCGCCAAGUUCGGAUUGGUCAAUGGCCUCGGCACCGGUCGCGAAUCUGUCCUGGCUCUGAAGCACCUCAAAGGCGAGGGCUACCAGCUGGGCCCGCGUCUAGUCCUACGUCGUGAUCAGCUGGAGGCCAUGGUGGGACUCAUUGGGCCCUUCCAUGCCCUCGGCUAUGCCACGCGAAUACUCCAGCCGCAGGUUUAUGCCCGCCUGCGGGCGGGUGUGCUGGACAUGCCCUUCGUCUCCAGCUCGGGCAAGGCGGGCUUCGAUGUGCUCUAUCGUGUGGCCUUCGAUCGCUUCUACGAGUUCUACGACCGGCACAAGAAGCAGCUCCUUCAGGACUCAGAUGCUGGCCUAGACGCCGCCAUCGAGCGUCUGCGCGAGAAGUACUUCGCCAAUCCCACGCAUCUGCUGGAGAGGAUUCGCACCACGUCUUGUGCGGACGACCAGCCGGAUAGUUACUUCGCCACGUUCCAGCAUGGCGACUACAAUCGCAACAAUGUGCUCUUCCACUACGGCGACGAUGGCCAGGUGGAUGGCAUCAAGGCCAUUGAUUUCCAGGAGCUGCGCUUCAGCAGCACGGCCAUUGACCUCAGCUUCUUCAUGUACAUGAACACGCCCUCGCAGGAAAGGGAGGAGAUCUUCGCUCAUCUGCUGAGGAAGUACCACCAGCACAUGACCGAAAUGCUGGAGCUGGUGCUGCAUCGCAACAGGAAUGAGUUGAGCGACGAGCGGGUGGAUCAGCUCCUGGCGGACUACAGCUUUGACCGCUUCGAGGCGCACUUCAGGCGAUAUGCCUUCUACGGGGUGAUGGUCUGCAUGCACUUCAUGCCCUGGAUUCUGGGCAGCGAGGCGGACUGCGCCGAGUUGUCCCGCCUCUGCGAUACGGACCUGCAUGGCCAGGCCUGCUAUCAACUAUCGAUGGACAUCGGCGGUGACGUGGCCAACGAGGAGAUCUUUAAGACAGUGCGGCACGCCUACGAGCAUGGCUACAUGGACGAGAUAUAGACGCCGCUGGCUCCGUUAUCGGUCGUUGAACUGUCGUGGACUUGCCCAAAAUAUCUUAUUUCCUUUAUGUAGAGCUCAAAUUAAAUAUUCCGAAUGUUACAUUUCCAA